Messenger RNA from Macrosiphum euphorbiae (potato aphid), 1578 nucleotides. The record is from the annotation of a GenBank genome assembly. NCBI's taxonomy places the organism in Eukaryota, Metazoa, Arthropoda, Insecta, Hemiptera, Aphididae.
AUGAGUAAGCGCAGAGCAGGUAAUGAACUAACAAAAGACAAUUGGGAUGAGGAAGAAGAAAAAGUUGACCCAGGAAUAUUUAAGGUUGCAGACGAAUCUGUAUUAAAAAACCGAGUUCUGAAAAGAGCAAAAAGAACAUUACAAAGAGAUGAAUCUGGUGAACUAAAACCAAUAUUUUCUGGAUUUUCGGGAUUCAACAAUCUAUCCAGUAAUCUAAAUUCCAAACAAGCAUUUUCUUUUUUGUCAAAAUCAAAUGACACACCGAGUGAAAGUGGAAAUCAUCCAUCUGCAUCAACGAUUAAUUCAUUGACAACAUCUAGUAGCUUAACAUUUUCAGAAAGUAACAGUUCCAAAAGUUCAAUUCCGCCAAUUGUAAAUCAUAUUAAGGUGAUGAAACUUAACGAGGCAUUUGUUAAAUUUAUUACAAAUGCUGUGCAGAAAAAUCCUUAUUGUGUGCUAACUCCUUCAUUGAAAGACUAUGAAAAACAAAUUAGCAAAUUUGUCGAUAUUACUAGUUUCAAAACCAAUACUCCUGAUACUUCAAUGGCUUCUACUAAAGGAUCUCCACAAAUAUCAGUAAUGGAAAGUAAAAUAACACGUACAAAGAACUCUGAUGAAAUAAAAAAUAAUUCUGUCAAUGUCCAGAGAAGUGAAACUAGUUUUACAAAUCCAAUUGGCAAUAUUUCUUCUAGCAAUGACCAAUUGUUUAGUUUUGGUAAUAAAAUCCAAGACACUAAUGACCAAGUAUCAAGUACAAAUGACUUGAAACUUGACAUGACAGUCACAGAACAUACAGAAAAAAAAGAUGUUGAAACAAAAUUGCAACCAUUUUCGUCAGAAGAAUCAAAGAAUACACUGACAGGGACCAAUGGAUUCAAGUUGGGCGAUUUCAAAUUUAACAAUCAGUCAUUGUCAAGUUCUUUUACUAGCAAAUCUCCUGACUUUAAAUUAAAUGAUGAAAAAACGUUGCAAUUUAGUUCAAAUGAUAAAAAAAAGUCAUCCUCAGAAAAACCUAUUGUAUGCAAGACAUUAAACACAAAGCCUCCAUUUAAUUUCGGAAGUACUCUACCGUUAUUUUCAUUUAAAUCUACAGAACAAAAUAAUUCCAAGCCAUUCUUUAGUUUUGGAUCAAAAUUGCCUACCUCAACAUUUUCCCCUAAAAAUUUGGAGACUCCUCAGGAACCUCAAAAUCCAAUAGACGAAGAUGAGGAUCAACCGCCAGUUGUAAAUUAUACACCUAUUAAAGAGAAUGAUGCAGUUUUUGAGUCUAAAAGUAAACUAUUUUGUUUUAAAAAUGGUAAAUAUGAAGAACUCGGGGUUGGUCAAUUGUAUUUAAAACCAGUUGAUGAUAAAAAAAUGCAAUUAAUUAUGAGGAAUGAUAGUGCCUUGGGAACUAUCAUGGCUAAUACGUUACUGAAUGAAUCUGUUAAUUUUACUAAACGCAAUGCAAAAAAUGUUCAAUUAACAUGUGUUCUUGAUCCUACUAAAAGUACCAAACCGCAAACGGUUCUAUUCAAAUUUAAAGAUUCACAAAUCACCGAUUCAUUUGAAAACGAACUAACCAAAUUAAAAAAGUAG